UCCGCACUUGGUGUGACCGCUUGCGAAAACGUGAAGUGAGCGCCAUCGGUUGCGUUUUCUCGCGAAAUAAAUAUCAACUAAACGAAGCAAGAUGGGCGACAAACUGCUGGACUCGGCGCAGAUCAUCAAUGGGCUGGCUGUGAUGCUGUCCUUCUUCGUGGGCUACCGUUACGCCCUGAAGCGAGGCGAUGCUAAGGAAGCUUCCGCCGAGGAAGCGGCGGCCUCGUUCUCAGUGGAAUCUUCGGUGCCCUGCGGUUCCGAGGCUUCAGUUUCCGAUAAGGGCUAUGGAGGCUUCAACGACAACUUUAAAAUGGUCCUGGUGGUGCGCAACGACCUCAAGAUGGGCAAGGGCAAGAUUGCCGCGCAGUGUGGCCACGGGGCGGUGGGUGCUUACCAGCGGGCGGUGGUCAGGACGCCUCGAUUACUGCGGGCGUGGGAGAACUGUGGUUGCGCCAAGAUAGCCGUUCGUGUAGAGAGCGAGGCGGAGCUGAUGGCCAUCAAGAAGGCAGCCGAGCGCCAGCAGCUGAACACGUGUCUCAUUCGCGACGCCGGUCGGACACAAAUAGAGGCUAACUCCAAGACUGUGCUAGCCGUGGGCCCAGCGGCUGCCGCAGACAUCGACCGGGUUACCGGCCAUCUGAAGUUGCUGUAAGAUCCGCACUACGGAAACUCUCACAGGCCAUUGGCAUUACUAACUCACUAAAGUGCAACCCGACAAUUCACAAAGCAGUAGGGCGCAUCGCUGGAGCGAGGGAAAGGCUGAGGAUGGCGUCAUGCCCUCGGAUAGGAGGACGACUGUGACGUGCAAGUUAGGCUAAGAUUUACGUUAUUUCGAUUACUGUGAACCGAGCUAUAAAAUAUUAAACGAUUGACAGUCCGGCCUGGAACUGCAAAGCUCCGAAA
Drosophila teissieri is the source of this 903-nucleotide messenger RNA. RefSeq names its product probable peptidyl-tRNA hydrolase 2. The transcript has 2 exons. The record is from RefSeq and is a predicted model, not a curated record. Lineage: Eukaryota; Metazoa; Arthropoda; Insecta; Diptera; Drosophilidae. The coding region runs from base 92 to 652 and encodes 186 amino acids. Gene Ontology annotation, cellular component: mitochondrion; cytosol. Gene Ontology annotation, molecular function: peptidyl-tRNA hydrolase activity.